AGAAAGAAAGAAAGAAAGAAAGAAAGAAAGAAAAAGAAAGAAAGAAAGAAAGAAAGCUCUCUUUUGGGGAUUAUACGUGAAAUUUGCUGACAUUGUGUAGGAUGGCGGCAGAACUAAAGCUUGUGGACAAUGGCACAGCAGAGGAGCUCUGCCUUCAAGAAAAAGCCCCAUCAAGACCAAGAAGCUGGCACGUAUCUAGGAAGAGGUUUGUGGUAAUUUUAGCAACCUUCACAUGCAUUGCAGUUAUGGGCUCCUUAACCAUCACAUUGUUGAAAAUGAACCGACAUAGCACAGCCAGUGGUUUCAGCCUUCCAGCAUGGAUCUUCUCCACCAUCAAUAGCACCAAAGAUCCAUGUGAGGACAUUUUGGGAUUUUCUUGUGGACAGCAGCUAAAUAUAACAACAAUGAAGCUUCACAAUAAGAACCUGAACCCUGGACAGCAACAAAUCUUGGAAAUACUUAGGUCAAGCUUGGAGAAUUCCAGUACCAAUUUGAGCUCCGCAGAGGAAAAAGCAAAGAAAUUCUACUAUGUUUGUUCCAACUUGUCCCAAAUUAUUGCUGCUGGGCGUUUGGCAUUCAGAGAAACUAUUAAAAAGAUUGGUCUCACCAACAGUACAAAUAUUAUUGCAGUGUUGCAAAAAAUUAUGAAAGAUUACAACACCUACCCCUUUUUCAAACUCAACCUUGUUUCUGACCCCCAAAAUACAAGCAGCUAUGCUAUUCAGAUUGAUCAGCCAGAGUUUCAUUUUGAACCAGAUAUACAAGUAUAUAGAAAAUAUUUGGAAUACAUUCAAUCUAUAUUUCAGUUUCUGGGAGUAUCAGAUGGAGAAACAAUGAAAAUUGCUGGCCCUGUCUUGGCCAUAACAUCAGUUUUAAGAUCAAUGGCAUCAAAGAAAGAAACAGAUAACCCGCUCUUUCAAAGGAUAACUAUAUCUGAAUUACAGAGUAAUGCUCCUGGUAUCAAUUGGCUGGAAUGUUUACAAGCAACUUUUGAGUCUAUCAACAUGAAGCCAUCUGAUCACAUUUAUGUCCACGAUCUUCCCUACUUAACUAGUAUGUCCAAAUACAUCAGUGAAUAUCAAAAAAUAAGCAUCUUGAAUUUCUACAUGAUUGCAUCCUUCUUUCAAACGGUCUCUCCUGCCCUGGAUCCUCGUUUCACUCAGGCUAAGAGAAAAAUAACCAAAACUUCAGACAAGAACAAAGAGGAGCCCACCCCUCCAUGGAAAAAAUGUGUCUUUGACACUUAUAAUGCUUUCGGUCCAGUGGUAGAAGCAAUUUUCAUUCGAGACAGCAUUUCUGAGAAAAAGCAAAAAAUGGUUACAGAACUGGUCAACGAGAUUAGAUCAGCACUUCAGGCCAUGAUAGUAAAUAAUCAGUUAACAAGUGAGAAAACAAGAAAAGCUACACUAGAAAGGCUGAAAUCGGUAACAGUACAUCUUGAUCAACAGACUAGUGCUGAAGAAUUAAAAAUAAUGGACACGCUAUACUCAGAGUUUAUUGUUACUGACAGCUAUUUUGAGAGCUAUUUACAGUACCUGAAGUUUGCCAAAAAGUGGAACAUGGAAAGGAUGAAGACAGCAUCAUGGCAAAAUAGUUCACUUGGAAGUCCUCUUUCAACAGUCCCGUAUCAAUCACAUGAGAAAAAAAUCAUUUAUUUCCCAGCUGGAAUGUUUCAGGAGCCACUCUUUGGUGAAGAUUAUCCAAGGGCAGUUUAUUAUGGAGGAGUUGGCACUGUCAUAGCUCAAGAGCUAAUAAUCAUGCUAGCUGACUUUGAGAAUGAUCCAAGCAGCUGGUCAGCUUCCCAGGAGUUUCUGAACUGUUUGCGAGUUCAGUUACAAAAUGACACAAUACGUAUUGAUUCACAUAAGACCUGGGCAGAGCACAAAGGGAUGGAAGUUGCAUAUCACGCAUAUGAAAGCAGGCUGAACACAGACUGGUGUGAAUCCAGUCUAGCAAAUUUAGAAUCUCUCACCAAGCGUCAGAUGUUCUUUGUAACCUACGCACAGAUAAUUUGUGAAGCUUCAGGUAAAGCCUCAGCAAUCGAAGCUGAAUUCAGAGUGAAAGGUUUGUACAGUUCAUUUUUGUUUCAAAGAGCGUUUGGCUGCUCAGCAAAGUCAUCAAGGAACCCUCUGGAGAAAUGCAACUGAACUCAACUAUAUUGGCAGAGUGCUUUCAUUAUUAAAACAUACUCGGGACACUCUAUAAAGUGCUAUAAUACGGAAAUGGAACAGCAAUUGGCAUGUUUGUCUAGUUCAUCCUGACAGACUGUGCUUCUUCUUCGCAUUAUAAGCAUGCCUAAUUACUAAA
This is a messenger RNA of Polypterus senegalus (gray bichir), 2307 nucleotides long. RefSeq names its product Kell metallo-endopeptidase (Kell blood group) (gene kel). The coding region runs from base 102 to 2147 and encodes 681 amino acids. The transcript is spliced from 18 exons. Gene Ontology annotation, biological process: protein processing. Gene Ontology annotation, molecular function: metalloendopeptidase activity. Gene Ontology annotation, cellular component: plasma membrane. The record is from RefSeq and is a predicted model, not a curated record. NCBI's taxonomy places the organism in Eukaryota, Metazoa, Chordata, Cladistia, Polypteriformes, Polypteridae.